Messenger RNA from Apaloderma vittatum (bar-tailed trogon), 1652 nucleotides. Its product is annotated as chromosome unknown open reading frame, human C11orf16. The record is from RefSeq and is a predicted model, not a curated record. The annotation marks the transcript as partial. The transcript has 8 exons. Lineage: Eukaryota; Metazoa; Chordata; Aves; Trogoniformes; Trogonidae.
AUGGCUCAGUUGGCAGGAUUCCUGCCUACAGGUCACAGGUAUUGCAGUGCAGUGCCAGCCCUGGACAAGUUCUCAUGCUCCAGCAUCAUACCUGCUGUCAGCCUCUGCUGCAGGAGCUCUCUUGUAGUGCCUCCUGCCCGGAUUGCUGAGCCCCUCACCCACCAGAGGUGCCAGUGGAUUAGCCAGUGCCUCCCCUCCCCUGGCCCAGCAUGGAACAGGCUGAGUGCAUCAAGGAGAUCUGUGGGCUUAGAAAGCAACACCCCUGUACUGGUGAGAGGGGAACAAGAUGGAUUUUAUUACCAUGGUACAGUAAAAGAGGAAAUAGAGCAGAGUGAAAGAGGCAUGUUCCUGGUAGAGUUUGCCAAACCACUUGUGUCACGUGGAAGACAUCCAGUGUAUGUGCAAAAAACAGCAAAGGAUGACAUCCUGGAAUAUGUGAAUGGCAUGAAACAUUCCUUACUCCCUGGAGACAAAGUGCUGGCACCCUGGGAGCCAGGUAUGGUGAGGUAUGGCCCAGGAACUGUCCUUGCAGGCAUUGAGACAAGGAACCCCUUACGAGCCUCAGAAGAUGAAGAAAUUAUGGUCCAGUUCUGGAAUGACAAGAAAGUGAAACUCCCACGAGGCGUGGCUCUGUGGAUCCCUCCUAGCUUGUGGGAGAGAAUUGCAGAGAUGAUCCACAUGCCCUUCACCAGCAGGGUGAAGGCCAGAGGAAGUUCAGACACAAACUCCUGUGUUUUUUCCUGCAGUCCUACACCAGCCCUGAUUCCUGUUUGUGCUGUGCAUAGCUUUGCUAAGCACUGCUUGCCCUGCUCACCUUGCUGGCCCCAUUUCCAUUAUCACUGUGAUGGUAUAUGCUGUUUGCCAGCAUGUGUAAGGUGCAUCUGCUGCUGCCAUCCCCAUAUUGAUGCCUGGUGGCCUCUUCCAUCCAGGUCUCUGGUCUUUCAGAGUAAAGCUGAAGAGGCAGAGUCCAGUAGCAAGCCCUCUCCACACCUUCUAGAAUUGGAAGGCCCAAAACAAGAAGCAGCAGCAGCUCUGGCAGCAUCUUCGCUCUCUUCUGAUUCAGAGUUGGACCUGGAGCCAUUCCCUACAAAAAGUACUGUGGUGGACAGUGCUGUUAACACAGGCUCUGGCUGUCUUGAGAAGACCAGGCUAAAGGACGCUGCAAGACCCAAGUGGAAACACUGGCAAAGAAGCCACCCCAAGUCCCGUCCCAGUAAUCCAGCUCUUCUUUUGGCAACUGAUCUGAUAGAAAACUACCAGAACAAUGGAUUUCAUUUGGAAGCAGGACUUGGCAGCUGCAGCAGCACACCUACAAAAGGCAAGCUGGAAUCCGAAGCCAUCUCCACUGGGAACGUGUUCUGUGUUACCCCAACGAAUCGGGGUGCAAUGUUUGAAACCAGCGAGUGCUCUCCCAAAGGGCAACUCACAAUGAAAGCAGUCUUAAGAGACCAAGAUUUCAAGCUGCUGUCAGGGGAAGAAGAUUUUGCAGCAUCGGAGAAACACAGAUAUAAAGCAGUGAGAAAGAAAACAGAGUCAGAUGAUAAAAGCAAAGCGACUUGCUCAGAGAUGACACACUUGAUGAUACAGACCAUGUCAGAAGAGGACAGACAGAAAAAACAGCAAAGAGCUCACUUGCAACAAAGCAGAGAGAG